Molecule: messenger RNA, 5598 nt
Organism: Perkinsus marinus ATCC 50983
Lineage: Eukaryota; Perkinsozoa; Perkinsida; Perkinsidae
Exons: 3
Coding region: 1-5598 (1865 amino acids)
Molecular function (GO): zinc ion binding; nucleic acid binding
Source: RefSeq, a predicted model, not a curated record
AUGCUGGAUCCCCAGCCUGCUUCUACAAGGUCUACUGAUCCACCCCAAGCUCUUCCUAGAGCUGAUGGCGUACAGCCGGUCCAAGUGUCUUCUGGCGAAGAUAACCCCUCGCCUGUUCAGAGUCCUACCACUGGCGGUAGACCUGGACAGGAGGGUGCUGCUGCUUCAAGUGGUUCACAGCCGAGGUCUCUACUCUAUAUGUCCGAUCAUCAGCAAGGAGAGUUCAGCCUUCUAAGUCCCUCUCCUACGGAAGUGGAUAAUGCCGCUCUACCGGUCAGCCGACACUUCGGCCUUGACAGUUCUCCGGAGUCAAAGCCGUCCGAGACUUUCGAUCGUCGAGGCCUUCCCGAACAAGCUUCUUACCAGGUCCACUAUAACUAUUCUGCUCCGCCAUCCAAGACUCCAUCCCCGGCGCCGCUUUUACGUCCAAGGGUGGAGCAGCCUUCGUUGGUACAACAGAAACCCCAAUGCGAUGUUGUGGACCGACACCCUCCCCAACCAGCCGGCCAGCCUGGUCAUAUCAAUGCUCUGUUCCAGCAGUUCUGCGACUUCAUGGCGUCUCAGAACUGCUCACCUACGGCACCUGCAAACUUCGGCCCGGUUGGCAUUGAGAGGCAACCUGCGGCGUCUAUCAUCGACUUACCUUCUCCGCCUGCUCCGACCCUCUCUGCCCCGAAGCCGAUGGUCGCUAAUACCACUCCGCAAUUCGGCCCGACGGGUAACAACAUCGUCCUUGCUGAUGCUGACGACAACAUACGGAGCAUUGAGCGGAGUAUUCUGGCGGAUAUCAAUGACCGUCGAGGACGUCCGACCCCCGGAGAUAGUUGGGCACAAGAAAGGUCGAGAAUGGCUGCAGCCUCGGCCAAGGGUCCACCGGGGGGAAGUUGGCGAGGUCCAGCGGACGUGACGGAGGUCAGAAGUCUUGGGGACUUCCUACAUGAACUUGAAUGCUCCUCAAUGGUGUUCCGAUUGGGAACGGACAGCUUUAGGUUUAUUUACCUCUUCGAGAACUUGGGUACCCAUGUUGCCCUUCAACUAAGCCUGAAGUUGGAGUCUACCUACGGUGCUAUUGGUAAUAUCCCCCAUGGUCGUCAGUAUGAAGCAGCAGUGGCCGCUUUGCGAUCGAUCUACACGUCGGUGCAGGGUAACGACGAUAGUUCUGUCCUUAAUCGGUGGUAUAUCCUCAAUGCUGCUGACUUCCCUACCUACCAACUUUUUGAGGAAGAGUUCACCACCUUACUAGCUCAGCUCCGACGACGUGGCCAUCUACUUCCGGUAUCACAGGCCAAUGGCCGCUUGCUCGCGGCUCUGCCAUCAGGAGUGCGUGCCUGGGCAUCCGACCACCUCUCUCUAAUGCUGGACGAGAACGAGUUCCAACGUCGAGUGCGGGUCCAUUGCGUUAACCACGGCAUUGGAACGGGAUGGAGCACUUUGAAGCCAGGACAUUGGGUCCUGGAUAAGCACGGUCGGUAUGUUAAGAAGCUCACCUCAUGCUCUACGGCAGUGUGCACUUCCGGCCCGUCAGCUAAUACUCUCCCUUCCGUGGCUACUGUUCACGAGACUACCUGGUCUCAGAGUACUCCUCCUGCUGUUCACCCUGGUUUGCCCCCUACUUCGGUGCCUUCGGCCUCGGCCAACGGCGUCCUGGCAAUGCUCCUGGCCAGAAGAGGCCAAAACUCACUUGCUAUCGUUGUCGUGAUCAAACAGGUGGUCAUUCUUUCAACGACUGCCCAGCCUCUUCCCCCGACUGAAAUCGACAAGCGUUGCCGCAAGUGUGGACUUCACCGUCACAAGACUGAGCAAUGUGACAACCGCAUAGUUGCGGCUGGUAUUCCUUGCGGUCGCUGUCUGCAAGCUGGCCAUCUUGCUUUCAUAUGCCCUGCCGAGAAGCCCCGCAAGCUCCCCGUCCAGUCUAAUGCUACGCUGCUUGCUGAUGCAGCCUCUUUGGUGCCUGGUAUAACGGUUGAUAUGUACGAGCCAGCUGAGUCUUUGGGGUGUAUUGAUACACCAGCUCCUGCUGGUCCUGGUGCUCUCUGUUCUUCUAUCAAGGUGGUAUCUGAGAUGGGUCAUGAGAAUCCGGUAUCAGUGGCCUGUCUGUUGGAUACGGGUGCCAGCUGUAACUUCGCUCAGCUUUCGGUGGCCAAUCGUCUGGGACGAGUGGUGACAUUACCAUCUCCGAAGCCUUUUCGCGUGGCCAACAAACAAACCUUCUUCGCCACUCAAGCUGUCCAACUCACGGUGCUGACCAUUAGCUCUCGUAUCAAGCUGGACUUCCUAGUGGUGUCAGAGCUGACCACUCCCCUGGUCAUCGGUAUGCAUGGUCUUUCAGCCCUGGGGAUGAUGAUAUGGAUAUCUCCUGGAGCUUGCUCGGUCAGAACUGGUAUCGGCCCGUUACAGUGGCACCAAGUUCAAGAAAGCCUAGCCAAGCAUCGUCGACAGCCCUCUAAGAAGAGUGCUGGGACACAGGCCGAUGACGUUACCCGGCCAACCGACUUGCUUACUCUGGUAGACAACCCUAUCCGGUAUGCUGAAGCUCUCGACAGCCACCACCACUGUGACGUUUUCCCCUUCUCUGGGGCACCCGAGUGUCUAGCCGGUCUAUCCCCUGCUAUCAGUGAUCUACAGUCUGAUGACAGCCCAAUCCUUAGCCAGGCUUAUGACCUGUCCGAACCCAAGGUGGAUACUCCAUCCUCUACUGAUGAGGGCACUACUCAGGUGAUGGACUUCGACCUGCCCUAUAGUGAGCUGUACUCUCAAGGGCCUAAAGAUCUGCUCGUCUCGGUCGACAAGGGUUCUAUGGUACUCAAGAAUGGGAAAGUCAUCAUUGCUCGCCGUAUGACCAUGCAGCUGCCCUUCAUUGGUGCUGGUCGUACUCCACCCUUUCGGUUGAGGCAGCUCAUCCGCCGUGACUUGGCCCUGCUCAGCCGAUUGCAGCAAUCGGGUCAUCUCGAGAUUUAUGACGGUCUUCUGGACUCCUUCAAAAAGGCCCGCUAUAUUCGGCCCGUGACGACCAGUGAUGUCGAGGCCGAUCUAAGUGACUCCUACUACAUGCCUCACUUCCCAGUGUUCACUACUUCCAAGACCAGUCCGUGCCGUCCGGUGUGGUGUGGUAACGAGCUCUCCUCCUACCUCUGUCGCGGUUAUAUCUCAGAUGUGGAGGCUACCAUUAUCAGUUCAUGGAUGGCGCUGCGCACUAGCCCUUUCUAUGCGACCACAGAUCUCAGCCGUGCGUUCUAUUCGCUCAAGGUCAAGAAAAGUGAUCGCAAGUACCAGCGCUUUAUCUAUCGUGGAUCUGCCUUUGAGUUCGCCGUUGUCAUGAUGGGAUUGCGUCCCAGCCCGGCCAUGCUUAUGCGAGCAUUGCGUCCUAUCGCUUCUCUGGCAAUGUACAUAUUGACGUUUCUCUUCGGUGACCCCGGUCCGCAGGGAUCCGCUAUCGAUCCUGCUUUUGUUCGGCCCGGACCGAUCACUCGCCACUUUGCCACCUACGGAGACUUCUCCAGUUACAAUACGGCGCUAUCCUGGUUGCGUCUGUUCCUGGAUGAUGCUACGCUGACGGCUAAAACAGAGACUGCAAGAUCGACGGGCAUCGAGGUCUUCAGAGGAGUCGCCAGAUACUUUGGUUUCCUUUGUGAGGAAGACAAAGAGAGCGAUGACACUAGUGCUAGCGUAGUGAAGCAUUUGGGUGUCCUGAUCCACCACGGCUCCCUUAUAUCACCGGUCCGCGUGGCACCCCUAUCCUCUCUACCGGAGACCUCCUUCAGCGAGCUUGGCGAAGACACUCUCCUUAGUCUUGACCAUGCUCCUGCACUCUCACUGGAGCACUUCACUCAUAUGGAUGCACUUUCCUUCUGUGGCCUCGACAAUCUCUCGGACCUGGGCGUGACCCCUCGGAUGGUUGACUCAUGGUUACGUCAAUUCUUCGAUCCGAUGGGGCUUUGGCUGGAGCUUAUGCUACGUGGUCGACUUCUACAUCGUAAACUCUCCUCUGUAGUGACGUCACCCGAUUCUACUGUGCAUGACGUUGCUCUUCUGACGGAGCUAGUGGGCCUUUACCGUGCCCUCUCUAGUGUGCCGAGAGUUUCCCGUUACCUUUCCGGCCCGUUCUUCAUCACUGUCGACGCUAGUAAGGAGAUCAUUGCCGUCGUGGUCUGCGACAAGCUUGGGACACGGCUUUUCGCUCGAGCUCAAGUCAUCCCUUCGGCCCGUCUAUCUUGGACCAUAGUGAGACAGGAGCUUACGGCUAUUCUCCUCGGUGUUGAAGUGGGCACCUUCCUCUCCAGCCUCGGUGUGAAGGCUCGGUAUAUGUGCACGGACAGUCUCAUCAACCUCGCUCGUUGUACUGCCAGCAAGUUUCGUACAAAAGGCUUACCAGCGUGGGAGAUUCUGAACAUCCAUAAAGCGCGUGAGGGAUUGGUCAAGCUGGGACUGUCGCUACAUCAUAUACCUGGUCGAUUCAACCCCGCUGAUGGCCCUACUAGAUCUCGUGUUAUCGAUCUAGGUCCUCAUCUAGAGAAGGAGCAACUGCAAUUCUUUGAGGACCUUCUACGUCAGCCGCACCGCCCCCUUCGAUUCUGGAGUACUGCCGAGAUUACUUCAGAGGUCGCCGAGGGCCCGGAGGAUGUAGAUAUUGCGUUGCUGUCAGCUGCUACUGAUGACCCUCCGCCCCCUGCACCUGAGGUUCCCGAGGGCUUCUCCAAUGACCUAUUGGCUAGGAUUCGCUCUGAGCAGCAAGAUGAUCCCCUAUGCAAGAAUAUUGUCCGAGUCUUCUCUGGGAGCUGUUCCGACUUCACUGCGAGCUAUAUUCGAAACCUCAGGAAGUUCUUCAACAUCGAUGAUGAUGGCCUGGUUCUCCGCACCGUCGAAGCCCCUGAUGGAAGACCUACCAUUGUUGUCCCCUCCACCUUGGCCAGUGAAGUGAUUGAAGCGGUACAUGUAUGUGCGAGUCAUCCUGGUCGUGACCGAACUCGUCAGUUGGUGUCCCGUUAUUUCUGGUGUAAGGGUCUCUUCAAGUUAGCCAACCGUAUCGUAUGCUCAUGCGAUACCUGUAGGCGUACGAAGAGCACUAGGCUGCACCGGCAUGCCCUUGGACGGGCUCGUAUCCGAUCCUCACUUCCAGGUGAGCUGCUUGGGAUUGACUUGCUGGUCUACAAUUCGGUCUCUACUGAUUCCCUCAAGCUGAGCCCAUGGAGUGCCGAAGUUGACACUGCCCUGCAGAGCGUCGGUAACCCUCGCAGUGAUGGCCUUGCUGACUCUUUGCCGACACCUAAGUAUAUCCUGAUGGUCAUAUGUGCGGCAACCUACAGGAUAUGGACUCGCACUCUCUGCACCAAGUCUUCGGCCGAAGUUGCGACGGUUCUCGGUGAGCUCUUGGAUGAGAUUUCGCCCAGUGUCUGCCUGGUUGACGGUGGGAAAGAAUUCGCCAAUUUGCUUAGGCAUUCACCUGCUGAUGUUGCCUCCAUUCUCGCCCAAUUUGGCCUUCUACGAACGCUGCCACAAGGAGUAUCAAAAUGGGUUGAGAGCCAUGCUGCUGGAGACCAAUUCACCGGCUUGCUACUGGUGGAAGUUUCACAGCCUGUGUACCAGGCUGUUAGCAGAUAA